Molecule: messenger RNA, 3112 nt
Organism: Penaeus monodon (black tiger shrimp)
Lineage: Eukaryota; Metazoa; Arthropoda; Malacostraca; Decapoda; Penaeidae
Gene: Smr
Product: nuclear receptor corepressor 1-like
Biological process (GO): negative regulation of transcription by RNA polymerase II
Molecular function (GO): transcription corepressor activity
Source: RefSeq, a predicted model, not a curated record
GAAAGUGGACUCGCCUGUUUGUCGUCGACAGAAGUGGCGCGCGGCGGUCGUGUGCGUUGUUCUGUGGCCCAAAAUCGCCGAUUUCCGCGGGUGCUUGUGUUGUCAGUGAAGUGCUGAGGUGAAUCAGGUUUUGCACAAGCCAGUGUGUGCCGAGGGAAGUGUGUAGGGCCGCCCGGAGCCGCCCCGAUGGAGACGACACGCCAGCGCCCGGCCAGGUGUGCUCGAUCCAGCACCUAGACCCACCGUAUGGAAGUCAAGCUAGGCCUAGGGGCCCCGGCGCCUCACAUCCUCUACCCUGGGAGCCGACAGCCGCCCCCGGGGCCCCCGGCCGCCCAUCCGCCGCCCACGUCAAGGAUUACGGCGCGUGGAGAAAGACUGGGACUUGCAAAGAGCGAUGGGCAUGACGGGUCACCUUACAAGACGCCCAUCUCCCCACCCAUGGCAUCGAGGGCGGGUGCGGGCGGGUAUCCAGCCUACCCGCCCUCCGGGGAUACGCACGGGAGAUAUAUCCAGCCGCCACCAAUCCAGCAGCAGCCGCCCUUUGUUGCAUACCCGAGGGAUCAGUCGCACUAUGUCAGAAAUACUGACCGUCCUAUGAUGCUUCCCCAUGGCCCGAGGCGCCCCACCAUCAUGGGUAACUACGGGCCAUACUCGCGAGCAGAGGCGGAAAUGUUAUGGCCGUACACCCACUCCCACCCCCGCACCGACAUGAUGUCCAUAGUCCCGGGUAAUCCUCUGGCCAUCAGCACGACGAUAGACUCUAGCAAGCGCAUGAAGCUCUCCCAGCAGAUGAAGCCCCUCGUUGUUGACACGUCGGAGAACAAUCACAGCAGCCGGGAGUCCACCUACACCCCACAAGUAGAAGCUAUCUCCCCUACGCUGCCGUCCGAUCCCAGAGAUGAGUCACCGCUGCGCACCACCAAAGAUGAUCUCCUUAAACGCAUAGAGAAAGUAGACAGAGAUAUUGCUAAGGCGGAAUCAAGCAUAGCCAAGUUACGCAAGAAAGAGGGAGAGCUGGAAGCAGCAGCCCAGAAGGGUGAAGGGGGCAAGACGGAGGAGGAGGACACCAAGGAGCCCAAACACCAGAGUCUAGCGCAGAUUAUUUAUGCUGAUAACAGAAAAAAGGCAGAGGAAUCCCAUACCAUCUUGGACAAACUCAUGCCUCCUACAGAAGAGCCAAGUGUUUUGCCAUUGUAUCACCAACCCACGGACACUGAGGUCUACAUGGAGAACAAAAGACAAUAUGCCGGGUUCAAACGCCGGCUCAUGGAGUACUUCAAGAAGCGUCAUGCUGACAAGAACAGCCGGGAUGCCCAUCUCACCCAGACGUACUCGAAGCUCAUGACCGAAUGGCUCAAGAAAGUGGAAAAGGUUGAGAACUCCAAGAAGCACAAGGAGAAGGUGGCCAAGAACCGGGAGCUGUUUGAGAAGGUGUUCCCCGAGCUGAGAAAACAGCGGGAGGAGAAGGAGCGUUUCUCUCGCGUUGGGGCCAGGGUCAAGAGCGAUGCCGAGAUGGAGGAGAUCAUGGACGGGUUGCAGGAACAGGAGGUUAGUAAUGAAGACAAGAAGAUGCGAGCUUAUGCUGUAAUUCCCCCCAUCCUUUUAGAGGAGAAGAAGCGUCAGCAUCGCUACAACAACCGCAAUGGACUUAUAGAGGAACCCAUAGCAGAGUAUAAAGAUCACAAAAACAUAAAUAUCUGGACCGAGCAAGAGAAAGAAAUAUUUCGGGACAAAUAUUUACAACACCCUAAGAACUUUGUUGCAAUAGGUAGUUAUUUAGAAAGAAAGUCAGUGAGUGAUUGUAUUCAAUACUACUAUAGUACCAAAAAGAAAGAAAAUUACAAGGUGUUAGUGAAACGCCGAAUAAGACGGCCAAGGAAACCAAACAAUCCUCCAGUGGUGGAAGUGGUUGGGGUGAAUGUGACGGGGGUGACCACCAGGGGCUCGGUGGCGGCGUUGCGUGGUCAGCAGACCAACCGGCAGGGCCCGCCCACCAUGACAGGGAGCCUGAACAACAACAGCAACAGCAAUCAGGGAAGCUCGGGCGAAUCUGAGCAGACGCAGAACUACCCCGUGAACAGCACGCCUGGAGGGGAGGUUUCGGCCAACUCCCUGCCAGCCACCACGGAGAACAGCCCUGUGCCGUCGCCGAACCAUGCGGCAACGGUGGGGGUGAGUCAGGGCAAUGAGUCGUCGAACAACAGUGGCACCAACACAGCGCCAGCGAUAUCCAAUCAAGAAGUCAGAGAAAAGGACAAGGAAAAUCUCUCUAAUAGUGAUAAGCCUAGAGAGAAAACCGCAAGAAGAGAACGCCUGCUUAAAGAGGAUGACAAGACCAAAGAUACCCAGGACUCGAGUGAUGACGACAAUGCGGCUGAGCAUGGCAAAGGAGGGCCCCACGAGUGCGUGGUAUGCAACGCCCAGCUGGAGCACUUCGGCCAGUCCCGCCCGGUGGCGGCGGGCCAGGCGUCCCGCUACGGCCUGUCGGAGGCGCACCUGCCGCCCAACCCUCGAGUGUGUACCUCGUGCAAGUGCCGCGCCACCAGGGUCAGGGUCAGGCAGUGUCCCAUCCCGACGUGCCCGACGCCCAAGUGGAGGGGCAAGCGCCUGCGGCCGCUCCCGUCGCGCUGGGCCGACCUCCCGCCGCAAGUCAAGGAGCCCAUCAUUAAAGAGUUCCAGAUCCCGAGCGACUGCACCAAGUGCUGCUCGGCGUGCCACAACCGCAUCAUGCGCAAGCUGGGUCCGGACGCCGAGGAGCCCGUGGACCCGAGCCGCUGGUCCGACGAGGAUCUGGACGCCCUCCGGUCGGCGCUGCGAGAGGUCGGUUGCCAUUGGUCCAAGGUUGCCGAGCGGGUCCCCAGCAAGACCGAAGGGCAGUGCAAGAGCUUCUACUUCAAUUUCAAAAAGAAGUACAAGUUUGACGAGAUCGUGGCGGAGUACCGUAAGGCGCGAGGCAAGGGCGACGGCCCCCCGACGGUGACGGACGAGGAGGAGAGCGGCUCGUCCACGUCCAGCUGCGACGAGGGCCCGCUGCCGCCCCUGCCCGCCGGCCCCGACUCGGACACCGCCUCGGCGCCCUCGCCCGGCCCGCCGCACCAAAACAAUAUCGAUG